Linum tenue is the source of this 3182-nucleotide messenger RNA. The record is from the annotation of a GenBank genome assembly. Lineage: Eukaryota; Viridiplantae; Streptophyta; Magnoliopsida; Malpighiales; Linaceae.
CUUUCUUUCUUUCUUUCUUUCUCCUUCCCCGAGUCUCUCAAACACUCAAGUCCCUCUCCAAUCUAUCAUCAUUUAUCAUCCCUUCCUUCCAUUCCCAUGGCGGUCAACGGAUUGCUCUUUCAACGACCUUUCCUCUAAUCGGCAAUCACCCCGUUUCCUGCUAGCUUCCGCCUCAAACUAAGUCAACACCUUCUUCUAUUACCUUCCGCGGGGGGCUGCGAAUCCCGAUUUGCGAGCCACUCUUUCGCCGCUUCCUUUGUCCGGGAGGCAUGGUAGGGAUGGGAGGUAGUCAGCGGACGUUCUCUGCCAAUUCUAAAGACUAUAAGCUUCUGGAAGAGAUCGGUCAUGGCGCCAGUGCUACCGUUUACAGAGCGAUCUUUCUACCAACCAACGAAGUCAUUGCUGUCAAGUGCUUGGAUCUCGAUCGAUGCAAUAGCAACCUGGAUGACAUACGGAGAGAAGCUCAAACCAUGAGUCUGAUAGACCAUCCAAAUGUUAUUAAAGCUUUUUGUUCAUUUGUCGUUGACCGGAAUCUCUGGGUGAUCAUGCCAUUUAUGGCUGAGGGGUCCUGUUUGCACCUCAUGAAGAUAGCAUAUCCUGAUGGAUUUGAAGAAGCUGCUAUCGGUUCAAUUCUGAAAGAAACUCUUAAGGCCUUAGAGUACCUACAUCGCCAAGGGCACAUUCAUCGUGAUGUCAAGGCUGGGAACAUACUAUUGGAUACCAAUGGAGUAGUAAAAUUAGCUGAUUUUGGUGUGUCAGCAUGUAUGUUUGAUACUGGGGAUAGGCAACGUGCUAGAAAUACUUUUGUUGGAACUCCUUGCUGGAUGGCACCUGAAGUGUUGCAGCCAGGAAGUGGAUAUAAUUCAAAGGCUGAUAUAUGGUCCUUUGGUAUUACGGCAUUGGAGUUAGCUCAUGGCCAUGCACCUUUCUCAAAAUAUCCACCAAUGAAGGUGCUUCUAAUGACCAUACAGAAUGCUCCUCCAGGACUUGAUUAUGAUCGUGAUAAAAAGUUCUCCAAGUCUUUUAAAGAAAUGGUUGCUAUGUGCCUGGUAAAAGAUCAAACAAAGAGGCCGACUGCAGAGAAGUUAAUGAAACACUCAUUUUUCAAGCAUGCUAAACCCCCGGAACUAUCUGUGAAGAAAUUGUUUGCAGACUUGCCCCCACUUUGGAAUCGUGUAAAAGCCCUUCAGGUGAAUAGUUGUAUUGUUGUAAUUCUGCAUUGGUGUCUUAUUCAGCUAGAAAGAGGUAUGAUUAACGUUGCUGAAAUGUCUCAGCUUAAGGAUGCUGCACAACUAGCUCUAAAAAGAAUGCCUUCAGGUGACCAAGAAGCUUUAUCGCAGAGCGAGUACCAGCGAGGAGUUAGUGCCUGGCACUUCGAUAUUGAGGAUUUGAAGGCCCAAGCAUCAAUGGUUAGAGAUGAUGACGAUAUGUUUGAGACCAAAUAUGAAGACGAAAGCUUGAAAUCAGAUGGAUGGGAUAAGGCUUUAGCCAAUGGCCAGCCUCGACUGGUGAAGCAUUAUUCCACUAGUGAAAUUUCACAGUUGGGUUCUACAACUGAAGCAUUGCGAGCUGAGAGCUUGAACCAGAAGGGCAAGUCUCUGGAAAGUGAUAUAGUAGAAGCAGCCUACCAGGAUAAACUUUGGAGCAACAGAAAUGGCUCAAGCCCCGAGUCGAAAGCAUCGACCUCAGAAAAUGACACUGCGCAGUCCAAGGCUAAAUCAAUCAAAAGUCGCCAAAAUCAUAGUGGGCCACUCAUGCCUGGCAAUGCAUUCAGUCAUUCGUCAGAAAGGGGUCGUACUUCAGAAAGGUUUGAGAGCGAAAUUCAGCCAGCAAAUGAAAAAGUCACGAGAAAAGCUCCAAGCUUUAGUGGUCCUUUAAUGCUCCCAAAUCGAGCUUCUGCAAAUAGUUUGUCAGCUCCAAGUAAGUCAUCUGGAGGAUUUCGAGAUUCUCUAGAUGAUAAGACUAAGGCCAAUCUGGUACAAAUCAAAGGGCGGUUCUCUGUAACAUCAGAAAAUUUGGACCUUGCAAAGGAUGUUCCUUUAAGUACAGUUCAACGUCGAUCCUCGCAGACAUCACCACUGAGAAAGUCUGCUAGUGUGGGUGAUUGGAUACUCGAGGCCAAACCAAUGCCUGUGGUCCAGGCACAAAAAGAGAUUAGUGGCGGCAGCAAUUUACCUGUACCACAACUCAUGACUCACCUCCAGAAUCUUUUUCAGCAGAACUCGAUGCAACAGGAUCUCAUCCUCAAUUUGCUGACUAGCUUGCAACCAGCAGAGGGAUCGGAUGCCGUACAAAAUGGCAAGUUGCCUCCAUUGCCUCGAUGUGCAGAGAAUAAUGGCACUGUUGAUGCAGCUGCUUCUGAAAGAGAACGGUUGUUGUUGCUAAAGAUCUCCGACCUUCACUCGAGGAUGUCUGGUUUGUCUGAUGAACUGAAUGCUGAAAAGCUAAAAUAUGAGCAAUUGCAACGGCAGCUAAAAUCGGAUGGGAGGGAAGCAGUGCGAGAAAGCUGAAAAGCUUUGUUUGUACAAUGAAACUUUGUAAAUGCAGGGAAGAGCUGUAAAUGACGCAUGCUGAUAACAAAAAAGCAUUUGCCAUUCAUUUUUCUGUACACUGGAUGGAGGUAAAAGGAAGGUAACUAUAUCGAGCUACUGGGCAUACCAUGAAGCCAUUGAUCCAUCCAAUGUUGUUCACGAGCGAGAUUUACAGCGGUAAAUUGUUCCAAUCCAAUCACCAGAGGGGGCCAAAUCAACGGAGAAGUAGUAGUAGCAGCAGCAGCAGCAGCUACAUAUUGGGCAGAUCUAGAUGCCAUUCAUUCAAUUUUAUAUCAACAGUUUCCGAGUCCGUUGAGCCAGUAGCUCAACCUAAUGUUUAUCAUACAGUUAUAUGCAUCAAAGCAGUAGAUGAUCUUCCUAGAAUGCACAUAACAUAUGUAUGGUAUCAUCAUAUGACUAGCAGAUACCCUAUUGUUACUCCGAGUUACUAUCGUUUCGUUGUUUUGUAUAGCUUCAUGAAGGCCGUCCUAUGCAGGAUCUUUUGCACUCUACCUAUGGUCUUGUUUAUUUCUAUACACAAGCUGUAAUGCACCAAAGACUGUACAGAUGUUAGGUUUCUGAGGUUUGCAAAUUUGUAACUAUUUGAGAUUGUUAUGUAGUAAUGUAUACCGAUAUCACUACUUUAUUUCA